GAAUCAUUUGCGAAUGUGAAGAUGUGGCUUUCUGAGGUCGAACGCUAUGCCUCCGCCUCUGUAAGCCGCCUGCUCGUCGGAAACAAGGCAGACUUGAGUGCGAAACGCGCUGCCCUCGCCGACAGUUUGGGCAUCCCAUUCCUCGAAACCAGCGCAAAAAAUGCUACUAAUGUCGAAGAAGCUUUUUACAAAAUGGCUGAAAAAAUAAAGAAGAAUACCCCGAGUGUUCAAGGUGCACCGUCUUCAACUGUUUCCGUAGGUGCCACAAAGCCGCUGAAAAAGGAGUCUACUUGCUGCUAA
Messenger RNA from Dibothriocephalus latus, 300 nucleotides. The record is from the annotation of a GenBank genome assembly. Lineage: Eukaryota; Metazoa; Platyhelminthes; Cestoda; Diphyllobothriidea; Diphyllobothriidae.